Haliotis rufescens (red abalone) is the source of this 1889-nucleotide messenger RNA. Its product is annotated as protein SGT1 homolog. Gene Ontology annotation, molecular function: protein-folding chaperone binding. The record is from RefSeq and is a predicted model, not a curated record. The coding region runs from base 73 to 1188 and encodes 371 amino acids. Gene Ontology annotation, biological process: protein stabilization. Lineage: Eukaryota; Metazoa; Mollusca; Gastropoda; Lepetellida; Haliotidae. The transcript is spliced from 11 exons.
CUCAAAAUGGCGCAUGCAUAUUUGGAACACAUCUGUAAAAGAGUUGAGUCGUGCAGAAAAUUCUAGAAGAACAUGGCGGCUGAACUGUUUAGCAAGGCAAACGAAGAGUUCGUCAGUGAGAAUUAUCAGAGAGCUAUUGAGCUUUACUCGGAGGCCAUCCAGGCAGAAGAUGAUAGAGAUGACUUCUAUGUGAACAGAGCCCAGGCCUACCUCAAGCUUGAGAAGUACACAGAGGCUUAUAAUGAUUGCAGCAAGGCCUGUACGAUUAAGCCAAAGAAUGUAAAAGCACAUUUGAGGAAAGGAAUUGCACUCUUCCAUCUUAAAGAUUACAAAAAUGCUAUUGAUGCUUUCCGAGAAGGACAGUCCCUAGAUUCAGCAGAUUCAAGCUAUGCAAAGUGGCUUGAGAAAUGUGAAGCAGAGUUGCCUCCCUUAUCCUCGUCCUCGACAGAACAGGCAUCCUCAGCUCCAACAGAGCCUACGGAGGAGCCUUCAACUCAGCCGACAGCGCAGACUCCCUCAGAUUCAACAACGGAGCCUCCGACAAUGCCACCAGCAGAGCCAGUCAAGAUGCCAUCAGGACCAAAAACAAAACAUGAUUGGUACCAGACUGCCACCCAUGUCAUAGUGACCAUCCUGAUUAAGAAUGUGGCCAAAGAAGACUUCACUGCAGACAUCCAAGAGCACACAGUCAGUGUUUCCAUCAGACAGGGCAGUGGGACGGACUACAGUCUGGAGCUGGACCUGGCCCACCCGAUCGUGCCGGCACAGUCCAACUACAAGGUCAUGUCGACCAAGGUAGAGAUCAAGCUGAAGAAGGAGGAGGGCAUCCAGUGGACGAAGCUUGAAGGUGAAGGUCAGCCAAAGGAACCAACAGCAUACAUGGCAGCUCCUGUGGCGACGGCGCCGACGACAUCUCAGUAUCCGUCUUCAAGCACCGUGUCGCGUGACUGGGACAAGCUGGCCCUGGAAGUGGCCGAGGAAGAGAAGACGGAGAAGAAGGAGGGCGAUGCCGCUCUCAACUCCCUCUUCCAGCAGAUCUACUCGGAUGGUACAGACGACGUUAAGCGAGCCAUGCUGAAAUCUUUUUACGAGUCUGGCGGCACGGUGCUGAGUACAAACUGGACAGAAGUUGGCAAAGAUAAAGUCGACGUCAAGCCACCAGAUGGACUGGAAUGGAAGAAAUACUGAAAUCACCUCUCACAUCACUAUUACCAAUCUUGAAGACCUCCCUUGUCAAGUGGACAGUUGGAACUAUGUUUAUUUUUACAUACAUAUUUUGAAAACGCAUUCAGCCUUUUUAGUGAGCUUUGGGAUUCCUGUGAUUUGCUGUCAUUUCCUGUUGAAUUGAGGAUGAAUAUGCCAGCCACUUGAUAUCAUUUCCAGCAUUGAGUUGAGGAUAAGCCAAGUGAUUUGGUUCAAUUAAAGGCAGUGACAACCAAUGUUAGCUGUUCCUUAAUGGACAAGGAUGAAAUAAUGAAAGUUUCUACGUAUAACAGUAAGAUUCCUGAUUCUUGAUAUCCUCUGUUAUCCAGGGUAUUAUUUUAUUAUGAAUACCCUUGAUCCAGUCACUACCAUGUAAGUUCCAUAUCGUCGGUUGGAAACUGAUGUCACUAUCUCUAUCACCCUAGUAACUACUACUAAAUUCCUCUCGCUUGCUCAUGUCAUUCAAAUUGGACUUAAAACAAAGGUGUGUCCGCGAAUGGGUCCAGGGUAUUUAUGAUAGAAUGGUGAUAUACUACCCUGGACUAUGGAGGAUGGACUGUGAGUGUGAGGUACUCUGUUCAUAUGGGAAUGCUUAUACAGAGUAUGUGUGAAAUAUUGCUCCAGCACAAAAUAAAGACUUCACUGAAGUCAUCCUGCUGUUCCAAUAAAUUCUGUGUUAUUAUAAA